CAGCCUGAGAGCUGUACAUGUUAUUGUCUUCAUCUGCUGAAUGUGCCAACAAGACAACUCUGACUUCUGACAAAGAGGUUGUUGAGGUUUUUUACAGGGAGCCAAGGAUUUCACUGUUCACCUGAAAUUUCAAGAACGUAAGAUCUGCUGAAAAUAAGGAGCAGUGGGAAAAACCACAGAGAUCACAUUCAUACCCAAAAUGAAUUUGCUGCACAAUACCACCGUGGCAGUAAAUGAAAUUAACAUGAAUUGCUCAUCGACCCACUACCAAGGUUAUUAUUACCUCGGACCUUUGAUCCUGUCUGUUGUCAUGAUCAUUGAGAUGAUUGUGGGCCUGCCAGCAAACAUAGUAGCCUUGUGGAUUUUCUGUUUCCGCAUGAAAUGUUGGAAACCACAUACUCUCUUCCUCUUUAACCUGGUUCUAGCGGACUUUCUGCUUCUCAUCAGCGUGCCCUUCCGCAUCAACAACUACCUCAGAGGGGGCUACUGGGUGUUUGGACAGGUCUGGUGUCGCAUCAACCUCUUCAUGCUGGCUGUCAAUCGCUCUGCCAGUAUUGCAUUCAUGACAGCUGUGGCACUGAAUCGCUACUUUAAAGUGGUCCAUCCGCAUCACUACAUUAGCCAUAUGACUUUGACUCAGGCGGGUUGGCUCACAGGCCUGAUGUGGACUGUUGUGAUCACCCUUCGGAUUCCCCUGGUGGCCUACAACCUUCUCCAACAGCAAGGCAACGUCUCCCUGUGUCGUAGCUUCAACUCCUACAAUGUAACCCCUUCGGUGAUAAAGGUACACUACGUGGCCUUCACUGCAGAGUUCUUCCUGCCCUGGUUCUUGUUGCUAUUCUGCUCAGCAAAGAUUGCCUUCCACCUGCAUCAAAGGCGGAUGGACAGGCAGAAGAGUGUACGGAGGGCCAUGCGGGCAGUAUGGGUGAUUAGUUUGGUGUUCACCGUCUGCUUUAUGCCAAGUAUCCUCACAGGCUUGGGUGGGGUGUACAUCAAGUAUUUCCACCCCAGGGACUACACGUCUUACAGUCGGAUCACCCAGCUCUUUGAGAUGUGCGUCGGCUUCACCUACCUCAACAGUGCUUUGGACCCUGUCAUCUACACUUUCUCUAGUUCCAUGUUUCGUGAUGCCCUCAAAAGCUCACUCAGACACCUAAGCUUUGUGAAUAAGAAUGUCAGAUCAGCCAACAACCAUUAACAAAAAUAAUAAAAUAUCACAUCAAUUUAUAAUGGAUAAACUACUCCAGAACUAGGUCGUAGGUUCAACCGCCAUUGUUGAAGAGGCUUGAGGGUUAGGGUUAGGAUGCUGAACCACUCUGUAGGCAACCCAGAAGCAAAAUGGAGGCCAGGACAUCCCUACCAUUAUAAGGCGGUGCAACACCCAAGCCGUUUUGGACACCACCUAAGCCGAACAAAUGUAAAUUCAAUGUGAGCAUUUAAAUGACUUUCCUCGGAUCUAAUGAUUGUAGUUGG
This is a messenger RNA of Sander lucioperca (pikeperch), 1473 nucleotides long. RefSeq names its product hydroxycarboxylic acid receptor 2-like. Gene Ontology annotation, cellular component: membrane. Gene Ontology annotation, biological process: G protein-coupled receptor signaling pathway. The record is from RefSeq and is a predicted model, not a curated record. The transcript is spliced from 2 exons. Lineage: Eukaryota; Metazoa; Chordata; Actinopteri; Perciformes; Percidae. The coding region runs from base 200 to 1198 and encodes 332 amino acids. Gene Ontology annotation, molecular function: G protein-coupled receptor activity.